This is a messenger RNA of Diprion similis, 1538 nucleotides long. Its product is annotated as facilitated trehalose transporter Tret1-like. Gene Ontology annotation, molecular function: sugar transmembrane transporter activity. The coding region runs from base 19 to 1470 and encodes 483 amino acids. Gene Ontology annotation, biological process: carbohydrate transport; transmembrane transport. The record is from RefSeq and is a predicted model, not a curated record. Gene Ontology annotation, cellular component: membrane. Lineage: Eukaryota; Metazoa; Arthropoda; Insecta; Hymenoptera; Diprionidae. The transcript has a single exon.
GCAGACUUACCAUUCAAGAUGGCCGAGAAGGGAAUAAGUGUGUCACAAUUGACGCUGGUGACAAACGAGAAUGAUUCAAAACCACUCGUUCGAGCUAAACAACUGCCCCAAUACGUUGCCGCACUGUCUGCUACCCUAGGAGCACUGGCAUUCGGUGGAGUCUUGGGAUGGUCGACGUCAGGUGGCGAUAAUGGAGAAAAAUUGGCAGAACAAUACAACAUGACAAUAAGCACCUCGGAUUUUUCGUGGAUCGGUUCAGUGACGAAUUUGGGAUCAGCAGCAAUCUGCAUUCCCAUGGGACUGAUGAUGGACGCUUUCGGGAGAAAGCGCAGCAUGCUGAUGCUAACCGUUCCCUACACGAUUGGCUGGUCACUCGUCAUCUGGGCGAACUCGGUGGCCAUGUUUUGCGUCGGAAGGUUUCUACUCGGCUUCAGUGGCGGCGGAUUCUGCGUGUCGGUGGCAGUUUACACCGCAGAAAUAGGCGAGAAGACGAUCCGAGGAAGGCUGGGAGCGUUUCACGAAUUGAUGCUGACAUCUGGAAUUCUGAUUUCGUACAUUCUCGGUACCCUGAUACCGAUAUACUAUUUAUCGAUAACUUUCGCGGUCGUUCCGCUGAUUUUCUUCACCAUCUUUUCAUUCAUGCCAGAAAGUCCAACGUACUAUUUGAUGAAGGGUCGAGAAGAAGAGGCCAGAGCCAGUCUUCUCAGAGUCCGAGGCCCUAAAUAUGACAUCGAACACGAGCUACUUCUGAGGAAGUUAGUACUUGCGGAAGAGAUGCGGUACCAAGGCUCAUUUCUUGUAGCAAUAAAGACGAAAGUAGCUAGAAACGGACUGAUAAUAGCCUACGGCUUAAUGUUCUUCCAACAACUGAGUGGUGUCAAUGCGAUUGUGUUCUACACUGGAAGUAUUUUUGGUCAGAACGGCGCCAUUUCCACUGACGCAUCUACGAUCAUUGUUGGAGCUCUACAAGUCAUAGCGACCUUCACUAGUCUGCUCAUAGUUGAUAGGCUGGGCCGUAAGGUUCUGCUUCUUGCAUCGAUAAGUGCAAUGACGGUCGGCAUGCUUGCCUUGGGUACAUACUAUUACUUGGAAGAGAAAGGAGUGGACGUUUCAUCGGUCAACUGGAUCCCGCUUGUAUCCGUUUGCCUCUUCAUCCUCAUGAGCAGUCUCGGUUUUGGGCCAAUUCCAUUCAUGAUGGUCGGUGAGCUAUUCUCACCUCAAAUAAAAGGCAUCGCUGGAAGCAGUGCCUGCGCCUUCAACUGGUUGAUGGCAUUCUUAGUGACAAGGACGUUCAACGACCUCGUCGAAGCUUUUGGGAAUUACGCUACUUUCUGGAUGUACAGUGUGAUUUGCGCGAUUGGUGUAUUGUUCGUUAUAUUCAUUGUGCCGGAGACGAAGGGGAAACCAUUGGAACAAAUUCAACGUGAACUCGGUGCAAAGAUCUCUAUCCCCGUAGAUAUAAAGUCUUGAAAACUCUUGACUGGCUUACAAUGUACCAACAACAAAUCAAGGUGACAAUUUAUUUAUGUGAUAGUUUA